Mytilus trossulus (common blue mussel) is the source of this 6177-nucleotide messenger RNA. RefSeq names its product clathrin interactor 1-like. The transcript is spliced from 18 exons. The record is from RefSeq and is a predicted model, not a curated record. Gene Ontology annotation, biological process: endocytosis. The coding region runs from base 122 to 2290 and encodes 722 amino acids. Gene Ontology annotation, cellular component: plasma membrane; endosome; clathrin vesicle coat. Gene Ontology annotation, molecular function: clathrin binding; phospholipid binding. Lineage: Eukaryota; Metazoa; Mollusca; Bivalvia; Mytilida; Mytilidae.
UCACGUGACGUCGCCAUUUUGUGUUUACGAUAGCAAGUUCCAUGUUUCGAUAAAGAUACAAAAUCUUGUAUUUAAAAACCCGAAGGCCCAUUAGAGCCAUUUCCCAAAUAAAGAGAGACAUAUGCUUUUAAACAAAAUGUGGAAGAUACGAGAACUCACAGAUAAAGUCACAAAUGUUGUGAUGAACUACUCUGAAGUUGAGACCAAAGUUAGAGAAGCCACAAAUGAUGAUGCCUGGGGUCCUCAUGGCUCACUGAUGAAUGAAAUAGCCAGAUUCACAUUUACAUAUGAACAUUUUCCUGAAGUGGUGGGAAUGUUAUGGAAAAGAAUGUUACAAGAUAACAAAAAGAACUGGAGAAGGACAUAUAAAUCUUUGUUGUUGUUAAAUUACUUGAUAAGAAAUGGAUCUGAAAGAGUAGUAACUAGUUCACGAGAACAUUUAUAUGAUCUGAGAGGAUUGGAAAACUACACAUUUACAGAUGAACAUGGCAAAGAUCAAGGCAUUAAUGUGAGACAAAAAGUAAAAGAUCUGAUAGAUUUCAUCCAGGAUGAUGAAAGAUUGAGAGAAGAGAGACGAAAAGCAAAGAAAAAUAAAGAUAAAUUUGUUGGAUUGUCUGGUGAAAGUAGUGGAGACUUUAGAUAUAGUGACAGAUAUGAAGAAAAACCAAAAAAGAAAGAUCAAGAUGGUAGUAUGGAUGAAAUAGAUGACUUUGAUACAGGUCGUAAGAGUAUAACAGAGGAAGCCGUAGAUAAAGUCAAAGGCCUGUGGAAUAAAGUUCAAGGACGACAUGGUCCAGAUGAUAUUGUAGAUUAUAGUGCAAGCAGGUCACAAGAUAGUAAAAACAGCCAACCUGAUUUUAGUUGGUGUUCAAAUAUAGUUUACCAGCCUGCAGGGGAAGAUGUCAAGGCUGAUGACAUGGACAAUAAAUAUGAUGAUGGUAACAAAUCCGAUAGAUUAGACUUCAAAGACGAGGAGGAGUACACAUCUAUAGAGAGAUCACACACCACACAUACAGAAAAAAUUAUACGACGAUCACAAUCGGCUAAAAAAUUAGAUCUAGGAGCUGCAGCUUCAUAUGGGAAAAAUAAAAAUCCUGACACAAUUUCACAGUCCAGUAGUAAUGCACCAGAUUUAAUAUCAGGAUUUGAUGAAUUUAAAAGUGCCAAUGAUUUUGACCCAAGAGCCACAAAUACAACAGCAGUUUCUUCAACAUCAAAUGGUUUUGCUGAUUUCUCACAGUUUCAAGGGGCCACAUCACCUAAAAGUUCUGAAGGUUUUGCUGAUUUCCAACAGUUUAGCGCUGCAUCAUCUGGUCCAACCCAAGCAGCACCAAAUUCUGAGUUGUUUGAUGUAUUCUCUAGUAGUGGCACAUCAUCACCUGCUAUGCAACCGUCCAAUAAUCCCAUCCAACCAAUGAACAAUAUGGCCCCUAUGAUGUCUAUGUCAUCUCAGCCAAUGAUGUCAUCCCAGCCUAUGAUGUCAUCUCAGCCAAUGGGAAUGAUGAAUCAGCCAGGUAUGGGACAGAUGUCUCAACCAAUGGGAAUGAACCAGCCAACCAUGUCAACACAGGCACCAAUGGGAAACAUGAACCAGCCAAUGACAAACAUGGGUCAACAACCAAUGAACAAUCCAAACAUGAUGGGAAUGAUGAGUCCAGGUAUGAUGGGCAUGAACCAAAUGGGAAUGAACCAACAGGGAAUGUUUCCACAGCAAGGCAUGAUGGGACAGAAUGUUGGUAUGAGUUAUACCCCUUUGCAACCAGGACAAUCUAAUAUGAAGAAGCCUGAUGAGCCAGUUAAGCAGACGACAGUUUCUAAGGAAGAAACUGUAACUAGCACUGAGGUCAAGAAGAAUUUGAAUACUUGGUCUGGUGAAGGUAGUAAAGUGAAUAUUGACUUAGAUGCUCUCAGUCCUGCUAGUAAAUAUCAAAAUAAACAACAUCAACCGUCAAUGAACCAAUUACAGACUGGGCAACCUCAAGCUGGUAUGGGCAUGGCAGGAAAUCAAGGCAUGAUGGGUAAUCAAGGAAUGGUAGGAAAUCAAGGCAUGGUAGGAAUUAAUCAAGGAAUGGCUGGUAUGUCUAUGAACCAACAGCCACAAGGAAAUAUGAUGGGGCAACCAAGACCUAUGAUGACUGGAAAUAUGGGUAUGAUGCCUAACAUGGGAAUGAUGGGUAAUAUGUCAACAACAACGAUGGGAAGUAUGAACAUGACGGCUAAUGUGUCGGCAAACGCUGCAUUCCAACAGAAGACAGAUCAAGCUUUCAGUGCAUUCGGAAGCUUUAAAUAAACUGUUAAACCUGAAUCCUAUCAGAACUGUUAUAUCUAACUGUUUUCAGUGACCUACGCUCAGGUGUCAAUCAAACUGGUUCUUUUAUCUCAUUAGACUGGUUCCAACAUUAUGAUUUUUAAUUGUCCAUGAAAAUUUCAUUGUCCAUCUACUAAUUGAUUUUGUAAACUUCUGAAUAUUGUUAGUGACAAUUUGGGCAUUAUAAAUCAUUAUAUAACAUUUCAAGAUUGUAACUUGGUUGUUGUCACAUAAUUUGUAAUUUUUAAAGUUGAAACUGGCUGAAUUGUUUUCUGUUAUGAUCAGCUAAUUUCUGCUACUGUGGAAUUAUAAUAAUUUGUUGGGUACCAGUAUUUGGGGAAUUAAUUGGCUCUGGUAAAUAACAAAAUUUAACUUUUCAGCAAAGUAUUAAUAUUUUUGAGUUUUUUAACUAAAAUUGGCAAAAGCAGUGAAAUCUGAUAUAAAAAAAACAACAUUUUUUCUACAAUCCACUUAAAUUGGUAUCCAUGGAAACAAAUUAAUCCACAGCGUCUUUUUGUGUUAUUAAGUUUAGUUUUUAAAUGUUGAAUAUAAAAAAGAAUAUGUGAAAGACCAGGAUAAUGGAUAAUAAUCAAACACCCUUCAAGAAGCUUUAACCUUCAAUAAAUGUACCAAAAUUUUCUGCUUCAAACAUAUUAUGCAAAUUUGAUUUUAGUUCUUAAAAACUACGUUUCCUGCAUUCCUUCCCUUUGAUUAACAUAAAAACUUGUCAUGAAAUCUGAAGAUGCAGAAGCAAAUUCGUGAAGCAGAUCUUAAAGUCAAUUAAAUUUAUGUCAUCGCUAAUCAUUAUUUUGUAUUAUCGUGAUUUUAAAUCUGUUAACUCUAUGGUUUCAUGCCUCAUUAUGAAUUUUAAUGAAUUUUAUUUUGACUAAAAUGAAAUGAAAUUAAUUUUUUUUUCAGCUAUGUAGUAAUUUUGAUUAUGUAAUAUUCCUAUAUCUUUGAUUUAAUUACUUUUUCACAUGUAAUGAGAUUGUAAUGUUAGAAAUUAUUGUUAAACCAACAUGUGAAAUUUCUGAAAAAUGAUUUAAAUAUUCAUUUAAGGAAAAUCAUUGGUUAAGAAAUGAAGAUUUCUCAUUUUAUUUUUUUUAGAAAUAAUACUUGCAAGAGUUUUGGUUUAGCUGUACAUUUAAAAAAAUUAUGCUUUUCUUUUCAAGUGCUAUAUUUAUUGUUGAUUUCAGGCUUUAGUUUGGGUUCUUCAGAAGUUAGAGAUGUAUUCAUAUAAUGCCUUUUAUGUAGAAAUACUGAAUUUGCUUUUAGGAAAUUUUUAACCUGUGAAAAUGGUUUCUUUUGCUCCUUUCUGUUAACUAGAUAUCUUGUUUCUUUAUAGAAUUAGAAAAUAUUAGCUGUAGGGACCUCAGAAAUGAAAUUUUGUAGAAUUUUUAUUUUUCAUUAGGCAAUAUAAUAAUUAAUCGAUUGGACUGAUGACUUUUAUCAUUUUACUUUCUAGGUACUGAUUACAGCAGAUUUUGGUGUUAGGCUUGUAAAACAACAGACCUUACAUUCCUUCAUUAAAUCGCAAACAACUUUUAACAGAAUUUCGAAUCAAUAUUUUCAAUCAAUUUGUUGUUCAAUUGCCUAAAAUUCAAAAAUGUUCAUAAGAAAACACAUCAAAUGGGCAUAAUAGAAAUUCAUCUAUAUUUAUUCACAUCACUUCUGGAAACAGAAACAAAUUUUACAUAAGUACAUUGGCAUUGUCUUUUAUAACUUGUAUCAUGUGUAUUUUAAUUUAAAAUAACACAACUUAGAAAAACCAACUGCAUCUUUGAAAAUUCUUGUCAUUGAGGAAUUUGUUUUUAGUAUAAAUUCUAUAGUUUUCACAGUUCCAUUAUUAUUAUACUACUUAAGAUUUACUGUGAUAAAUGAAUUUAUUUGGGAAUUUGAAAAGGCUGUAGCACUGACAGUGUGUAGGAAACAAUGGCAUAGACAUUUCUGUCACAAAAAUAGGUGAAAAUAUGGGAAAUUUUUACAUGUGAAGUUACACUUAUUUUGUGUAGAGUGGGGUGCUCAUUUUCGCCGGGGACACAAUUUCGCCGUUUUAGGAUUUUGAGGUGUAAAAACCUUCAAAGGAUGGCUAAAAUGAAAAAAAUGUACUGGUAAAUUAUAUUUUUAUAACAAAUAUGAUAUUUUUUUAAACUGAAACAAAUUGCAGCUCCUACCGAAAAUGACCGAAAAAACGGACAACGAUUUUCGAACAAUUUCCUGAAUAAAAAAAAUGAUUUCAAAGAAGUAUUUCUAAGUAAAUAUUUGACUGAAUGCUCUAAUUUUGAAUUCUUUACACCCUUGAAAAGUCUGCUAUUCAUCUAUAAUGCAAUUGAUUUGAAAAAAAUUGUUAAAAGCUGCGGUUAUUUGGUUUUAAAAAGAUGUGUAAAAACGGCGAAUAUGUGUCCCCCAUUGACAAAAUAUCCGGAAAUUUCAAGAACCCUUUAAUCUAACUUUUCAGAUGAUUUUUUUCAAACAAACACGUUUUCAAGCUUAAGAAUAUUUUGCAUUUGAAGUUAUCUUCAUAUAAAAAUAUCAGUUUACUUCAAAAACAUUUAGACCUGACCAUAAACUGUAGAAAACAUGGAACGAUGUGGCGAAAAUGGGCACCCUACUCUACACCUUGUUAAGAAUUUCUCAGCAUUUUAGCCUAACUAUGUUUGGUGGAGGAUAACUCAUAGUGAAUUCAGUGUUUGGUUGAAUAAGUGCUGUUUAUGUAUAGAAUAAAUUAUUUUUGAAAUUUUAAGUUUAUUUAAAUUAUAUUUGGUGCAUGUAUUUAAUGUUGGCGGAUGUAAAAAUAAAUUGAACAAACUUUUCUGUGAAAGGUUUAAUAAAAAGAACCUGACGUUAUCUGUUUUCAGACGGCUUUGUAUAUCAGUAUUCAAUUACAAAUGUGAAGUAAGCUGUUAUUGAGGUUUAUUACUACACUGGUUGUAAAAAAAAAUACAUUCCAAUAUAAAGGGAAACAAUCCAUUCAUUAUCUGUGUAUCAUUUUUAAUGUUUCUUAGUAAAAAUAGAAGUUAGCCAUCAAUAUUUUCUCAUCUAGAAGAAAGAAUAUAAUGUUUGAUUAUGAAUUUAAAAGAUUAAUGUUAUCUGAAUCUUUCAAAACUGCAUAUAUUCUUGAUAUCCCUAUUUUUUAUUGAUGUAAAUGUUUCCCUUGCUGAUAAUUCUUAUAUAUCCUGCAGUAUCAAUGUUUUCGUCCUUUUCAAACAGGUAUGAUUUCUAAUGAAUUUCAUCUAAUUUAGCUUAUAUUUGUAUUCAGCAGAUUUUGAGAUAAUUGAACAUUUUCCGUUUCAUUUGAUAUUUCCUCCGUUAAAAUUUAAGCUAUCAAGGGAUCUCUGAUUAUUAAAAGCUUUUUUUUGUUAUUCUUUUGUUUUCUUGCUAAGAAGUUAUAAUAUAUUAUAGGAAACAUUAUUUGUUAUUUUUAUGAAGAAAAUUGAAAUUAUAUAUAUAGAGAAUUUGUUUUUGUUUUAUUUAAUUUUUAACACCUUCAUAAAGUAUGGCUUUGUUCUGCAGUAUUCUGAACAAAGAAAUAAAUUAAAAAAUUAUUAGCGUGUGACACUAAUCAGUAGAUAUAUAUAUAUUUAAAAUGAGGUUUUUUUUCUUGAAUAUUCUCUUACUGAUAUGAAUACAUGUACAAGGUUUGCUCUACUCAGCUAUUAUUCAGUUUGUAAGAAUUUUAUUUUUAGUGUGCUUGGUUAAAGACACCAACAAAAUCUUAAAGGAGUAAUAUAUUCUUGUAAAACAUCAUAUUAAAUCUGUGAUUAUGUGUAGUUGUUAUAUUUUGUAUAUAUCUGUUUAAAUGGAAUUGUUGUGUAAAAGGUAAAUGAGUGAAUGAUCAACGAAAAAACAAAUAAAAGUUGAGUAUUGUA